AUGGACGGAGAAAUCGUGUUGGACGGCGUCACCAUGGCCUGGCCGUUCAUUUACGCUGCCGACACUAUCAGAGUCGUUGAUUUUCAUCUCGGCGAUAAGUUUCAGAGUAUUUGUCUGUUGACCCACAGAGUAAACUAAACUUUAGAGAUUGUUGGCUUGUAAUUCUGUUUUCAGGAUAAGAUUGCAGCAUUCCUUCAGAUCAAAAAGAUGAAGAAAAACAACGAUGAGGAUGGAAAUGAGAUUGAAGCGAUCAGUUGGCUUCCUUUGCGUUGGGAGCCGCUAAAAGUUCAUGAGUUGUUCGUUGGAAUGAUUCCAUGUGAGUUCUGAAAAGUUUUUGAGUGGAAGGAACUGUAGUUGUUGUUGCAGCUCUUCCAAACGUGGGAUUGACCGAUACAUUCAAGAACAUGCAAGACUUCUUCCGUUCUAUGCAACAAACUGCUAAUGGUGGAUAUAGCAGUGAACCUGUGCAGUGGAUCGCCUGA
Messenger RNA from Caenorhabditis sp. 36 PRJEB53466, 482 nucleotides. The record is from the annotation of a GenBank genome assembly. NCBI's taxonomy places the organism in Eukaryota, Metazoa, Nematoda, Chromadorea, Rhabditida, Rhabditidae.